AUGGGCGACUUCAGAGUUACGGGGACGACGAGACUCUAUUUUAUAUUGUUCUGUACGAUUGUAAAGGCCGUUUUCAGUACCGGUAUGGGAAAGUGUCCGAUAUAUCCGCAGUUUCCGAACUUCGAUAUGUCUAGGAUGUCAGGCACAUGGUAUGAAGUGGAAAGGUCUUUCCACCUGAUGGAGAUUGCGGCAAGUUGUACUGAACUGUACGUAAGCAUCAACGAACGAGGCCAUUAUGUUAUCAAUGUAAACACUAUUAACCGAUGGACAGGGAAUCCCACAGUGUCUUUUGGACUUGGUAUCCCCAGUCACUCGGGCUCGUCUGCUUUCCGGUACAAGCUAAACAAUCGUAUGCCCUACGUAAUUGGACGAAUGUUACCCGGCGCGGGACAAUACAACGUGUUGUUCACUGACUAUGAGAACUUUGCACUAAUCUGGUCCUGUACCAACUAUAGCAUUGCUCAUUCAGAUCGCAUAUGGGUGUUGGGGCGAGAGCGCGACAUCGACGCAAGUCUUCGCGCGCAAAUAUACUCCAUCAUGCAAGAACUGAACUUGGACCCCGAUAGACUUAUAAUUUCAAAAAAUAACAACUGCACGACUGUAACCAAUAGUAAUUAUAAUAUUUAA
Leptosia nina is the source of this 627-nucleotide messenger RNA. NCBI's taxonomy places the organism in Eukaryota, Metazoa, Arthropoda, Insecta, Lepidoptera, Pieridae. The record is from the annotation of a GenBank genome assembly.